This is a messenger RNA of Anopheles coustani, 2011 nucleotides long. Its product is annotated as N-acetylglucosamine-6-phosphate deacetylase. The transcript has 4 exons. Gene Ontology annotation, biological process: N-acetylglucosamine catabolic process. Lineage: Eukaryota; Metazoa; Arthropoda; Insecta; Diptera; Culicidae. The record is from RefSeq and is a predicted model, not a curated record. Gene Ontology annotation, molecular function: N-acetylglucosamine-6-phosphate deacetylase activity. The coding region runs from base 581 to 1897 and encodes 438 amino acids.
AAUUUCGUGCGAUUAGAAAGGAGGAAGACUAGUCAAAUCAGAGCAAAUCAUUUAUCAGAUUAGGUUGCGGUCGGGCCAACCCCGCGAUCGGAAGUUAAUUUUGAUGACACAGUUUUAUUAUCAGCAAAAUUAACCACCAACUACCGAUCGGCACUAGAAACACUGGUUUAGCAGAUGCUGGAGGACGGAGAGGGUAGCUGCACCAAUGAAUGCUUGAUCGUAUCAUCCUUAACGACCGUGCGUCCUUGGACUUUAUAAAGCUUAUAUCAUGCAAAAAUGGUUAUCAUCGUACUCAGUUGCCAUUACCCGUUUGACGUAGAAGGAUCUUCUUCAGUGCUCUUCCACUGCCAACGCGAAGCGGUAGCCACUUGACGAUUGUUGUGUGUACUAAAUUGUUGAUCCGUUGUGUGUGCGUUUGUGAUUCUUCAAUCAGCCUGAACAGGGUAUUCGGUAGACAAGGUCUUUCAUUGGUUUCAAAUUGGUCGCCGUCAAUUAAUGUGAUUUAGCCGAACUGCUUCAACUACGAAAGUCCCAUUUUGAGAGGGAGUCAGUAAAACAAGUUUUCUCGCCAGUCAGUGCAAUGUCGGCCAGCGUAACCCUGAGUAGUACGGAUAAGAAACUGACCCAGUUUCGGAAUUGUCGAAUACUGCGCAACCACCAGCUGGUGCAGGACGAUCUUUGGGUGCGCGAUGGUAAAAUCAUCGAUCCCGAGAAAGUAUUCUUCGAUGAAAAAGGACAGGCGGAUGUGCAGAUCGACUGCCAGGGUGCGAUCGUCGCACCAGGAUUUAUUGAUUUGCAGAUCAAUGGUGGAUAUGGUGUAGAUUUUUCGUUUGAUGUCCAAACGGUCGAGUUAGGUGUGGCGAAGGUGGCUAAAGGGUUGCUGGCCCACGGUGUCACAUCGUUCUGUCCCACACUGGUCACGUCUCCACCGGAAACAUACCAUUCCGUGCUUCCCAAGAUUCCCCGUAGUGCCGGUGGCCACCACGGUGCGACCGUGUUGGGAUGUCACGUCGAGGGCCCCUUCAUCAACACGAACAAAAAAGGGGCACAUCCACCGGAGUGCAUUAAAGAGUUUGAACAGGUAGGAUUAUCCACAGGUGCUCUUAUUCAAAACAACCUUCUGAUCGUGCUAAAUGCUUCUUAUCUCGCUGUCAAGGGUAUGGCUACCGUGCGUGAGGUUUACGGUUCGUUGGAUAACGUGCAGAUAAUAACGCUUGCCCCUGAGAAGGCAGGUGCCUCGGAGGUGAUCCAAGAACUGAGCAACAGCGGCAUUACCGUCUCAGUGGGUCAUUCGAUGGCCAAUCUACACGAUGGAGAAGUUGCGGUCCGACACGGUGCGAGGCUAAUAACUCAUCUGUUCAACGCCAUGCUUCCGUUUCACCAUCGGGAUCCUGGGUUGGUGGGCCUACUGACGACGGAUAACAUUCCGAAGGAUACCCUCGUUUACUUCGGUAUCAUCUCCGACGGUGUUCACACGCACCCGGCUGCCCUUCGCAUUGCAUAUAAGACGCGGCCGGAAGGGCUUAUUCUGGUGACUGAUGCCAUAUCGGCCAUGGGUCUUGCGGAGGGCCGGCAUCGGAUCGGACAGAUGGAGAUAGAAAUUCGUGCUGGGCGAGCGUAUGUCGCGGGAACAAACACCCUCUGUGGCAGCAUUGCUCCGAUGGAUGAGUGUAUACGUUUCUUCAAAAAAGCAUCGAGUUGCUCAAUUGAAUAUGCUCUGGAGGCUGCUUCACUUCAUCCGGCACUGUGCGUCGGCAUCGAGAAGCGAAAGGGCACACUCGAGUAUGGAGCAGAUGCGGACUUUGUUAUGUUAGACGAUGAAUUGAUCGUGAAAUCCACGUGGAUAGCGGGCGAGUGCGUCUUCAGAGGCGAUACAAUAAUCUCAAAUGCGUUGUAAAUGCGCUUGAACAUGUUUUUAUCUACUCAGGAUAGCAACUAUCCGAUAUGUUUAACCAAUGAGAAACCUUGUGGCAUAAUGUUGGCAUGUUAAAAAAAUAUAGCGAUUUAUACA